AUGGACGCCGCACACAACCCAGAGCCUGGCCCCUCGUCGGGCUCCGCCGUCGUCGAGUACAGGAAGGACGGCGGCAUCUCGCGCAUGCGCUCGCACAAGGGCAACGUCCCCCAGCUGCCGCAGACGAAGCUCUGCCCGUACUGCCCCGCCAAAUUCACCCGCACCACGCACCUCAACCGCCACCUCCGCAAUCACACGAACGAACGCUUCUAUCGGUGCGAGGGCGAGAGCCCCCUCGACCCCCCGCCGGCCCCCGCCUCCCCGCGCGGCCCCCAUGAACAGACGCAGCAGCAGCAUGCCCGGCAGCACGUCCGAGCCUCGGCCGCCGCGCCGCAGGGAAUAGUCAGUGUCGAUGCCUCGGCGGGCUUUGACCCCUGGGCGUUCGCGCGCCCGUUUGAUGGCCUCCUGACGUCUGCUUUCCCAGAGCUGGAGCUGAUCGAGGAGGCGAACGACAUGCUCAGCCCCGCACCCCUCAACGAGGCCAACAUCGCCCACUUCGGCAUGCUCCAGCAGCCCCCGCACCCGCAUCAUCAACGUCAACACCGCAGCCCCGCCUCCCACGCCCGCUCGCUGCCCAACGUCGACUUUGCGGCCCCGUCGGAAGACUCGCUCUCGUCGUACGCCCCACUCCACGCUCGCGGCGCGUUCACGUCCUUCGUGCCUUCGGACUUAUCGGGCCCCAUCGUGGGCACCCUCGGCGCCUUCGACAGCAACAUGUUCGAGCCCUUCUUCCGCGACGUCUUCUCCGCGCGCGCCACCGGCGCCGAUCCCCCCACGACGUCCACGGGCCGGGUACCCGUGGCACAUACGCCCCUCGAAGGCAUCAUCGCGCCGCCGAACCCCAUGAUCGCCGACGCCCUGUCGUUCUGGGACGCUGCGUCCCCGGCCAUGGUCGACCCGCUCGACGAGCAGCUCAUGUACGAUCUCAUGACGAACACCCUCCCCGCCGAUGGCCUCCCCGUGGGUGUCGCCUCGCCGACGAUGCCAGAGGCGCCUCCCAAAGAUGAUCUUCUGCCUGUGGUCCCAAAAGUACGGGAGCCCGAGCCGGUGCCGGAUCCCACGACCGAAGAGCUGCAGCAUUACCUGUACAUAUUCUUGACCGUCUUCCUGCCGCAGAUCCCGGUGGUGCACACGCCGACGCUGCGGGUCGAGCUGAAGCCCCCCGUGAUGCUGCGCGCCAUGCAGGCGUGCGGCGCGCUCUUCGUCAGGACGCGGACCGCGGACGCGUUCGUCGAGCAGACGCUCGAGAGGUCGCGGGACGUGCUGGUCAGCGAAUUCGCCAAACCGUCGCCCGAUCCCAAGCACCAUCUCCACAUCAUCAUCACCGUCAUAUUGCUCCAGACCAUCGGGAUCUUCCAUCAGGACCCAGAACAGAGGGCGGCUUCCAGUAUCUAUCACGGCAUGCUGGUGUUGAUGAUCCGGCAGAGCGGGAUCGUCAAUAGGUGCAAGGAUUGGACGCACAAACCGUUCUCGGCCGGCGAUGCCGACCUCACGGAUGUAUGCUGGCGCGACUGGGCUAUUAACGAGACUAUCAAACGAGUCAUUCUUCUCGCAUACAGCCACGACCAGGCGCACCCGAUCUACUUUUCUCUCCCCCCGUCCUUCCACGCCUCCGAGUGCCAGCUCUACCUGCCCUGCGACGAGGCGCUGUGGACCGCGCCCUCCGCGCGCGCGUGGUCCCAGCUCAUCCUUGCCCCGUCUCCGUACGGCGAAUGGCAGCAGCGCAUCCGGGGCGUCAGCAUGCCCCGCGCGCUCGCCGCCAUCGGCGUCGACGGCGUCGACCUCUCGAGCGCGCUCAUCGGCGCGGACGCCGUCCCCGAGCACCUCGCGCAGAUCUCGCCGAUGGGCCACUUCAUCAUCAUCCACGCCAUCCUCGCCAUGCUCUUCAGCCGCCUCAAGAUCGCGCAGCCUGCGCCCCCGCCUCCGCCGUCGACGGCCACGGACGCGUCGAGCGAGGCCGCGAGCCCGCACGUGUUCGCGAUCCAGCUCGCGCUGCACAAGUGGCUCCAGAUAUGGUUGCUUAACCCCGAGAGCCCGCGCCCCGCCCCGCCGAAGCCCGCGAGUGGCGGCGGCGGCGGCGCGUGCGGGCAUUCGGAUCCCGCGUUCAUGUCCGACCCGCUGCCGUUCUACUGGCUCGCGCAGCUGCUGUUGCUCGCACACGCCGAGGCGCUCCCGCCGUUUGACCCGCCCGCGCCCCCACCCGCACCCGCCGCGUCAGCGUCGCCCAGCUCCUCGUCCGCGACGCACCGCUCACCGCCACCGCUCACCGCCUCGCCGCACUCAAGCGCGAGCCUCGCAUCCUCCGCGUCCCCAGCGACGUCCGCCUCGCCGGCGUCCCCCGCGGGCCUCUUCGCGCCCGCAUUCCUACAGGGGCACGACCCGCUCGUCGUGGCGCGGCAGCUGCAGACCGACGCGUCCGCGCGCCAGUUCACGCUCGUGCGCGCGUGGCUGCACCGCGUGAAGCUGUUCCUGCGGCGCAGCGGCGCGGGAGACCCAACGAUGGUGUGGGACGAGCUGAUGAAGAUCCGCUUGCGCGGGUGGCAGGCGGACGCGCUGCCCGCGCGCGCGGAGGGCGAGGGCGCGGACACGGAUGCGGAUGCAGACGCGGACUAUGCGGAGCAGGGCUUGUUGGGGUUCUUUGAGGAGAAGCUGCAGAUAUGA
Messenger RNA from Heterobasidion irregulare TC 32-1, 2661 nucleotides. RefSeq lists its product as uncharacterized. NCBI's taxonomy places the organism in Eukaryota, Fungi, Basidiomycota, Agaricomycetes, Russulales, Bondarzewiaceae. Gene Ontology annotation, cellular component: chromatin. The transcript is spliced from 7 exons. The coding region runs from base 1 to 2661 and encodes 886 amino acids. The record is from RefSeq and is a predicted model, not a curated record. Gene Ontology annotation, biological process: regulation of transcription by RNA polymerase II; DNA-templated transcription. Gene Ontology annotation, molecular function: DNA-binding transcription factor activity, RNA polymerase II-specific; RNA polymerase II cis-regulatory region sequence-specific DNA binding; zinc ion binding.